Messenger RNA from Leguminivora glycinivorella, 1748 nucleotides. It is a transcript of the gene grnd, whose product is annotated as protein grindelwald. The record is from RefSeq and is a predicted model, not a curated record. The coding region runs from base 541 to 1257 and encodes 238 amino acids. The transcript has 5 exons. NCBI's taxonomy places the organism in Eukaryota, Metazoa, Arthropoda, Insecta, Lepidoptera, Tortricidae.
AUAAUAUUAGUAUGGACGUGUAGGUAGGUACCUGCUUAUUAUUAAAUGAUGUUUAAUUAAUUAUUAAAACCUAUCAGCUAAGUACCUUCAAUAUCAUUGAUUCAUUGCAUUUAUUAGCCAUGUUAACCGCUUUUCACAAAGCAACAAUUGCCAUAUAAGCGGUUGUCUUUGACAAUUUUUUCAUCAAAAAAGUAAAAUAAUAGUUCCAAGAAAUACUUAUAGAAAAGAAACAGGUGGCAAUUGUCCCUUACCGGGUAUCCGUCACUAGAUCCGCACAGCGCCGCGCAGGUAGGGAUGAGUCACCGUGUGCCGUGUAGCGAAAGUAUUAUUUAUUCAUGGUCUCACUCAUUAGGUAAACUCUCCAGUACAACUAUACGGUUGAUGCUUGCAUUCGACUUAAACCGAUUACUAACAUGUGACGUGGAGCUUUUCUGUAUUUGCAUCAUUUUACAAAAAAAAAAUUCAGGCGAAUUGAGAACCUCCUCCUUUUUUUGAAGUCGGUUAAAAAACGAUUGACACCUAGGGUGUCCCCGAGCGAGGAUGUCGCGGCUGAUGCUAGCGCUGGUGGUGGCGAGCGCCUCCGCGCAGCUUACCCUGGACGGCGUGCGCUGCGGGCAGCUGCUGUGCCAGCAGGACCAGUACUGCUCGCCCGAGACCAACCGCUGCGCGCCCUGCGGCCUCAUCUGCAACACCACGCAUCACAACUACGACGCGGGACUCUGCGUCAAGGAGUGCCAAGGUUACCUGUUGGAUCUACGGUACAUGCGCCGGUCUGAGGGGCCAGAGACAACUACAGAUUAUGGCAGCGUGGAGCGUCAGGCGCGCGCGGCGCUGAUCCUCAGCGGUGUGGCGCUGGCCGUGCUGCUGCUGGCGCUGGUGCUGCUUUGCCGCGCCAAGGUCUCCUGGCGGUAUAUCAAACAGAAGUUCCAGCCUACUAAGAAUCGCGUAAAGCAGUAUCCUGCAACGGGACUCACCCAUCACAACCCUCACGCGGAAAUGCCGAAACCGAAACCCGAUCUUAAAAUAGACAUACCGAACCCCGAACCACUGAAGCGGCCGCAGCCGCUAAACGCGCGGGACCUGGAGACCAGGACCUCGCACACCGACAAGAGCCAGGGGGCGACGACCCCCAAGACGAUGAGCACGGCGCUCAGCAACCGCCACCCCGCGGAGGACACCACCCUGGACUUCUCCUAUGACAACAUGGGCAUGAAUGUCACUCCUCCUGAGCGCGCCGCCACUAGUCACAAGUUCUAAUGCUGGCGGUAGCCACUAGGAGACAGAUUUUUUGAAUUUUAAGCGCACGAUUUUACCAUUCCAAAGUGAGAUGCUAUUUUCUAAAUAAAGCGCUAGGGAAUCUAGUGGCAUUGACUAGUUGUUUUCAAUUCUAUUAGUAGAAAAAAUGGGUGGUCGAAUUUCAAAAAUCGGUCCACAGAUUCAAGACUACUUAAUCUAACUAUUAAGAAUCUCCUUGUAUCAGCGUACGACACGAAUCUGAGCGACUUUAGUCAUCUCUUUAUAUCGUAGACUCAUUCGAUAGUUGUAACUUGCAUCUAGCGCGUAGAUAGAUACUAUUUAUUAUAGGGAACACCUAUAUUUAUAUAAGUUAUAUAAAUAGUCGAAGAGUUCGUAGUUCGUACUCGGCCCUUCGUUGUGCAGCUCAAGUAUUGAUUUCGAGAUUAAAUAUAACGUUUUUUUUUGAUAAAUAAGUAAAUGAAAUAUGAAUAAUUGACUGAAGGAGGACUACA